UAUCUUAGUUGGGCAUCUACAAACUCCUCACAAAAAUUUUCCCACCAGCUCCCACUAAAGCGCCCAAUCAAGUGUUCCGGAGGUAAAAAAAAAGGGUGUGUGCACAACCGCAUUGGGAAUACCUGAUCAACUCGUUGAAAGAACAAAUUACAAGUGAAACAAAGUAUUCACCAUGGCGCCAAAGCUUUCGGAGGAUGAGAUCGAUGAUUUGAUCUACUUGGCGCGAGUCGGGGAGGACACAGAGCUCACGCAAAUGCUGAAAGAGUUGGCGGAGCGGGAAAACGUCACCAUCGCUGACGUGUUGGAAACCGCACGGGAUGACGGAAAGGCAACCUGCUUGCACAUGGCAGCUGCGAACGGCCAUUCGAGGACGGUAACACACAUCCUCUCACAUCUCCCUACCUCAUCACUCCCUUCUCCCUCACCUACAAGCACAUCCCCCUCCGCCUCCCAGGCCCCCGCGGACUCCUACAUCAACGUCGCCAAUGCCUACGGCAAUACGGCGCUUCACUGGGCGUGUCUAGGUGGACACCUGGACACCAUCAAGCUGCUGCUUUCGCGGGGCGCCAUCCCCACGCUGGAGAACGCCAAGGAGCAGAUCCCGCUGGACUGCGCGGCGUUUAACAACCAUAUGCAAGUCGUGGAGUACUUCUUGAGCCAGAGCAGGCAAAAGGAGGAGCAGAAUGCGAAGGAGGGCGGAUUGGAAGGGGCUGUUAAGGAUGUGGAGAUGGGUGAGGGCGAGGGUGAAGGUGAGGAGGAAGUUGUCAUGAGAGCAGGAGGCGAGCAGUGAGGCUCCGUAAUCUCUUUGACAUAGAUGAGAAAUGGUCGAUAUGAUGAUUUAUGAGAUCAAAAACAUGCAAGAAAUGACGCCUGCAUCGAGACGAACGCGUCUGCUUGCCAUCGUCAGGGCUAUAGGGAUAUGGAGAGCAAGAGCUGCAUAGGUACUGACUGACACGGCCGCGAACAAUGAGUUUGGUAAAA
Truncatella angustata is the source of this 981-nucleotide messenger RNA. RefSeq names its product ankyrin repeat-containing domain protein. The transcript has 2 exons. The coding region runs from base 173 to 790 and encodes 205 amino acids. The record is from RefSeq and is a predicted model, not a curated record. Gene Ontology annotation, molecular function: protein binding. Lineage: Eukaryota; Fungi; Ascomycota; Sordariomycetes; Amphisphaeriales; Sporocadaceae.